AUGGAGCUGACAGACAACUAUCACUUCAUCAGUCCACAGCGCCUCUUGCAGUCCUCCUCCUCUUCCUCCUCCUCCUGCCCAGCUGAUGAAGCUCAGUCUCCGGCCUCCUUCCUCCACUCCUCCCCCCUCAGUCCCUCCUUCCCCCUGGACACCACGCCCGCUCUCAGCCCCUCUCACCGGGCCUUCCUCCUCCCCAGCCCAACCUCCUCCUCCUCCUCUUCCUCCUACAGCCCCCUCUGUGGAGUGCCGGAGCCCGACUCUCCAACAGGAUCUAGUUCCAGCGGAGGAAGCAUAGGAGGCAGCGCCGUGGUGUCUGAGGCCUCGGUGCGCUUUUUGGUGACUGAAUCGUUUUCAGCACAGGUGGACUCCAUCCUGAGGGGCGACUACCUGACACCCAUGGGUGCCGUGGGGCCCAAGAGGCUCUGCCUGGUGUGUGGCGACUUCGCCUCCGGGUAUCACUAUGGCGUGGCAUCCUGCGAGGCCUGCAAGGCUUUCUUCAAGAGGACCAUACAAGGCAACAUCGAGUACAGCUGUCCGGUGAUGAACGAGUGUGAGAUUACCAAGCGGAGGAGGAAAGCCUGUCAGGCCUGCCGCUUCCAGAAGUGUCUCCAGGCCGGCAUGAUGAGGGAGGGAGUUCGUAUGGACCGAGUGAGAGGAGGACGGAAGAAGUACAAGAGACGAGUGGAGAGCGGUCUGAGUUUCUACAGCAGAGCGCCGUACGGUCACAGCGCCAGCAGCCGAAACAAGGUGAUUUCCCACCUGCUGCUGACAGAGCCCGCCAGUCUGGCUGCCAAUCAGGACGAAUCGACCAAUGACAGCAGCCUGCGGACCCUGCUGACCCUCUGUGACCUGCUGAACCGGGAGCUGCUGGUUCUGAUCGGCUGGGCCAAACAGAUUCCAGGUUUCUCUGGGCUCUCAUUGGUCGACCAGAUGUCGCUGCUGCAGAGUGGUUGGAUGGAGGCGCUGCUGGUGGGCGUGGCCUGGAGGUCUCAAGGCGGGGUGGGGGAGGAGCUAGUGUUCGCCGGAAACCUGCGUCUGGACGAGGCUCAGUGUCGAGCCGCCGGAUUGGCCGAUCUGUACGAGGCGCUACGUCACCUGACGGGAAAAUACCAGGGGAUGAACCUGACCCCCGAGGAGGUGGUGACGCUGAAGGCCAUGGCCCUGGCCAACUCUGAUGCCGACCCGGUGGACUGUCCGGAUUCGGUGCAGAGGUUCCAGGACGGGCUCCACGAGGCCCUGCAGGAGUACGAGUCUUCCCGCAGGGAGCAGCACCGGACAGGCCGGCUGCUGAUGAGCCUCCCGCUGCUGCGGCAGACGGCCGACAGAGCCGUGGAGGCCUUCCUAAGGCUGCACCGCCACCGCCGCGUCCCCCUACACAAACUGUUGCUGGAGAUGCUUGACGCCAAGGCCUGA
Molecule: messenger RNA, 1413 nt
Organism: Centropristis striata (black sea bass)
Lineage: Eukaryota; Metazoa; Chordata; Actinopteri; Perciformes; Serranidae
Gene: esrrd
Product: estrogen-related receptor delta
Exons: 8
Coding region: 1-1413 (470 amino acids)
Biological process (GO): regulation of DNA-templated transcription
Molecular function (GO): DNA-binding transcription factor activity; zinc ion binding; sequence-specific DNA binding
Source: RefSeq, a predicted model, not a curated record